CAGAGACCAGAGCAGGCACGGGUCAUAUUUAAUCGAGUUCAGAGAGUGAGUGUGAGCGAAGAGAGAAGAUUGAAAGAGAGCAGCUUUGCUUGUUUUUGUUACCAACAUGAGUGAGGAAGAGGAUCCAAAAGCAGUGCAGCGCAACCCUACGUCUUCAAAAACGCCCACCAAGGUUGCUGGGGAAAUCAGCAGCAACGGCGGCAACAGCAGCGGUGGUCGGGAGCAAAAGAUCCAUUAUCGAAAUCCACCAGACGCAACGAACCCAGACCCUGCAACAUUGAGGGAUCAAUGGAGGUUCGCAAUCAGGCAGUACAGCAAAUGGUAUUCCCACGCAUGGGGUACUGCUAUCCUAGCCGGAGUUUCUUUCUUCGCUCUUGGAUGGAUCAUCAAGGGCUCCAACCCUCUUCCCUCCAAGAAAGACCAACAUCCUCCUCCUUCCCCAUCGUCCGCUGAUGAUCGAUGAUCAUGAUUUCAAUCCAUCGAUACUACUACUGUUUGAUGCCCUAACUUCAAUCUUCCCCCCUCCCUCUUGAAUCUUGUAUAUAUUUGGUGUUUGAAUUUUUGCUUUCAUCUAUUAGCUUGAUUUGGGUAAUUUCUCUGUUGAGGUUGAAAUGAUAUAGAGAUCAAAUAUUAGAAUUCA
Macadamia integrifolia is the source of this 640-nucleotide messenger RNA. RefSeq lists its product as uncharacterized. The transcript has a single exon. Lineage: Eukaryota; Viridiplantae; Streptophyta; Magnoliopsida; Proteales; Proteaceae. The record is from RefSeq and is a predicted model, not a curated record. The coding region runs from base 107 to 463 and encodes 118 amino acids.